AUGGAUGCUCAGCAUGAACUAAUGAGGGGCAUAUGGGGAGGAGAUUUUGUGUCUCCAAUUAAAGAAGACUUGAUCAUUGGAGGUUUACGUGUUUUGGAUGUAGGUUGCGGGAGCGGUACUUGGUUGCUACAACUUGCUCGAGAUUAUCCAAUGAACCAUUACACGGGUAUCGACAUGUCCCCAGUAUUUCCAACGAACACCGAUCUACAAAAUGUGGAGUUUGUUCAGGCCGAUGUAUUACAAGGAAUACCCUUCGACGCGGAUUCAUUUGAUUUUGUGCACAUCAGGUUUCUCAACACCGCAUUUACCGAGCAACAAUGGGAAGAAAAGGUCAUCCCGGAAGUGACCAGAGUCACGAAACCCAAGAGAUGGUUGGAAUUAUGUGAAUUCGAUAUCGACGGUCAAUCUUUUGGACCCGCCUCUCGACGAAUGGUCACCACCCUGACAAGUUACCUUGCGUCGAAAGGAAUCAACGGUCUGAUCAGUGAAGAAAUUUCCGAAUUUUUGGAGUCAAUGGAAACGCUUGAAACCGUUUAUACAGAAGAAAGAUUUUCUGGUCUGGGGAAAUGGGCAGGACACUUGGGCGAUUUGGCCAUAAAAUCUUUUGUCUCCGCGUUUCGCGGUAUGAGAGAGUUACCCGGAUGGAUGGGCAUAGAAGAAGAAGAGUAUAACGAAAUGGUGAACAAGUAUUCUCGAGAGGUGGAAGACGUCCGCGUGCCGAGUGCAUGGUAUCCAUGGUCGCAAAUGUUAUUUAAGGAAUAUGUGUCGUUCGCCGUUCGUUCGCGAAGCAACCGACAAAUGAAUAGAAGAAACGAAGGUUUGCCACAGCACAUUCACGAGCCCGUGCCGAAGAGUCAAAAUGCACUUCUCAGAGAAUCAAUAGUUAUUGGAUUUCAUUUUAGUACAUGA
Messenger RNA from Acaulospora colombiana, 909 nucleotides. NCBI's taxonomy places the organism in Eukaryota, Fungi, Glomeromycota, Glomeromycetes, Diversisporales, Acaulosporaceae. The record is from the annotation of a GenBank genome assembly.